AGAAGGAUAAGAAGCACGACAAAUUGUUGGUCAAGACGCAGGAUGGGCGCGUGGUCGAAAAUCCGCGAGUCGAAGAGCGACUGGAAGAGUAUGAAGAUGUCGACAGCUUUCUUGCCAGCGAUGAUGAGGACAAUGGACUUGUUGCAGCUGUGCAGCCGCAACAAAAGCCCGCUGCGCCAGCACUUCCACUGAAAGAGCAGGUCAGAAUGGCCAAGGAGGAACUGGCAAAAACCGCCCAGUCUAUUAGUGAGGAUCCUGAAGAGCAUAUCGGUCAGUUGGGCACUCUGGCAGAGCUCGCGCGAUCCGAAAUUGUCACGAUCAGGAAGCUGGCCAUGGCAACGCAACUGGCUGUAUUCAAAGACAUCAUUCCUGGGUACCGGAUACGACCGAUCGCAGAGAGGGACAUGUCAGGUAAGGUCUCGAAGGAAGUCAAGAAGCAAAGAGCGUUCGAGCAAGGGUUACUCAGUGGCUACAAGGACUACAUCUCUACUUUGCAGCAUUGCGCCGUUGGCAAGACGAGCAAAACUGUCAGUCAACAGGAUGCACAGGGACUUGCAACAGUGGCAAUCUCUUGCGCCUGUGCUUUGCUGACGAGCGUGCCGCAUUUCAACAAUCGUGGAGAUCUGAUCGGCAUUCUGGUCAAGAAACUCGCUGGACGAAAUAUUAAUGCAGACUUUGCAAAGUGUCGGGAAGCGUUGGAACAGCUUUUCCGGGACGAUGAGGAAGGUCAUGCUUCGCUGGAUGUGGUGGCGCAGUUGACGACUAUGAUGAAGAAAAGAGAUUACUCGAUACAUGAAAGCGUGUUGAACACGUUCCUGCAUCUUCGAUUGCUGAACGAGUUCUCACAAAAGGGAGCUCCAAACAGGAUCGACAGACGCGAGGAUGAAGAUGGGCCGAAGCCAAAGUUCAAGAAGGAGUUCAGGACUAAGAAGGAACGGAAAAUCAUGAAGGAAAGAAAACAGGUCGAGAAGGAAUUGAAGGAAGCUGACGCCACUGUGUCUUACGAAGAGAAGGACAAGAACCAGGCCGAAACACUGAAGCUUGUAUUCAUCGCGUACUUCCGCAUCCUGAAGGAAAGGAGGCAACAUCUCAUGGGUGCCGUGCUCGAAGGCCUAGCCAAAUAUGCCCACCUCAUCAACCAAGAUUUCUUCGGCGACGUUCUCGAAGCGCUCAAGGACCUCAUCAACGAAGCGGAAGCCGCUCUCCAACCGAAUCAGGAUGAAAACACUGAAGACGAGGAUGAACUCGACGAUGCUGAAAAGCGCGAUGCUACGCGCGAGAGCUUACUCUGUAUUAUCACAGCAUUCGCGCUGCUUCAAGGCCAGAUCGAUGUCGUGAAGUCCGCGAACUCACUGUCUCUUGACUUGUCAUUCUUCAUCCGUCACUUGUACCGCACGCUCGUGCCACUUUCCAUGGACCUCGAUAUCGAGCUUUCCGCCGCGAAGAAAGCUCAUCUCAGCGAUCCGAAUGGGCUUCAUGUUCCAUCUACUUCUUCACGAGACAACAAAAUCAAUGUCUCGACCACGGCCGUUCUAUUGCUCAGGUCAUUACAGAGUGUACUUCUGCCGCCCAUCAGCACGAAGAACGUGCCUCCAAUCCGCGUCGCUGCGUUUGUGAAGCAAUUGGAGAUGCUGUCGCUGCAUCUCCCGCAGAAGAGCGCGACUGCAGUACAAGAACUUCUCAAAACUGUCACCAAGACGCACGGCAAGAAGAUUGCGGCGUUGUGGUAUACCGAGGAGAGGAGAGGCGAUGGUGUCUUUGAUGCCCUGGGUGAGGAAGUGGAAAGCAGCAAUCCGUUUGCAAGCACGGUAUGGGAAGGAGAAAUUCUGCGGCACCACUUUGAUCCGAAAGUCAGAGAUGCUGUCAAGGUCAUUGAGACGAAUGUCAAGGAGGCGAGAUCGUAG
Molecule: messenger RNA, 1904 nt
Organism: Sphaerulina musiva SO2202
Lineage: Eukaryota; Fungi; Ascomycota; Dothideomycetes; Mycosphaerellales; Mycosphaerellaceae
Product: NOC3p-domain-containing protein
Exons: 1
Coding region: 207-1904 (565 amino acids)
Biological process (GO): DNA replication initiation
Cellular component (GO): nucleolus
Molecular function (GO): chromatin binding
Source: RefSeq, a predicted model, not a curated record